This is a messenger RNA of Armigeres subalbatus, 339 nucleotides long. RefSeq lists its product as uncharacterized. Gene Ontology annotation, cellular component: nucleosome. The transcript is spliced from 2 exons. The record is from RefSeq and is a predicted model, not a curated record. Lineage: Eukaryota; Metazoa; Arthropoda; Insecta; Diptera; Culicidae. Bases 1 to 339 code for a protein of 112 amino acids. Gene Ontology annotation, molecular function: structural constituent of chromatin; protein heterodimerization activity; DNA binding.
AUGGCCGAGGGGGAGAAGUUCUUCAUCGCCAAGAAGAAUAUGAACGUUGAUUAUGCAGCCAUGGUAACAGCAGCGCGACCUAGGGAUCUUCAAGCGAUGGUAGAGGUGUGUACGAGCUACGAUGAAACCAGAAUGCUACUGGAGCGACAGCGCAGAAUUCCGGUUCCGCACAGCUCUCUACUCGAACCAAACUUCGCUACUCCAGCGAGUUCAGUGAAACCAUUCCACCCAAAUCAGACUCACAUGACCGCCGUUAGCCUUCGGCUACCGGGCGAGUUGGCCAAGCAUGUAGUCUCGGAUGGAAGCAAAGUCAUCACCAAGUACAUCAGCUCCAAGUGA